AUUGCGGAAGCAUCAACAGCAGCGACAACGCAAACGUCGAUAGAUGGGACCAGUGAACGGAUUGAUGAACUGAAUGAAACUGAUGACGAAACUAAGGAUGUCGACAGUGGAACUGGUGAGGGAGAUGAUGGAGAUAGUACACUGACGGAUUUGGGCUCAACAUGUAGUGGAUUGACUGAUUUAUCCGGCCUAUCUGACUUGGAUUUCCAACUGCCGGAACCUCCAGAGGGUACCAUUGAUGCUGGUGCUGAAGAUACGGCAAGCUUUUUUUCCUUUUUCACAGGCCACUAA
This is a messenger RNA of Gongylonema pulchrum, 291 nucleotides long. NCBI's taxonomy places the organism in Eukaryota, Metazoa, Nematoda, Chromadorea, Rhabditida, Gongylonematidae. The record is from the annotation of a GenBank genome assembly.